Molecule: messenger RNA, 3522 nt
Organism: Rhinichthys klamathensis goyatoka
Lineage: Eukaryota; Metazoa; Chordata; Actinopteri; Cypriniformes; Leuciscidae
Gene: kcnt2a
Product: potassium channel, subfamily T, member 2
Exons: 28
Coding region: 1-3522 (1173 amino acids)
Biological process (GO): potassium ion transport
Cellular component (GO): membrane
Molecular function (GO): intracellular sodium-activated potassium channel activity
Source: RefSeq, a predicted model, not a curated record
AUGGGCAAGACCAAAGAGCUGUCAAAGGACAUCAGGGACCAGUUUGUAGACCUCCACAAGGCUGGAAUGGGCUACAAGACCAUCAGCAAGAAGUGUGGUGAGAAGGAGACAACUGUUGGUGCCAUUAUUCAUAAAUGGAAGAAAUACAAAAUAACCAUCAAUCACCCUCGGUCUGGAGCUCCAUGCAAGAUCUCGCCUCGUGGGGUAAGGAUGAUCAUGAGAAAGUGUAAUCCCUCUACUCACAGCUUGGGCUGCACAUACAAAAAUUAUACCCUGCUUGAAAUCAACUGGGCCUCAAUUAUUUGGGUUGAACGAAAUCACACGCUUUGGGCUGUUCAGGUGUCUGUUGCAGUCAUAUGUUUAUUCAUAAGAAUCCUGCUGACAUAUCUACGAUACAAGGGGAACAUAUGGCAGCAGGUUCUUCAAAUAGCGUUUAUCUUGGAAAUGAUUGACACAGUGCCCUUUGUGAUUGGAAUUUUUUAUCCUCCUCUACGGAACCUCUUCAUCCCUGUGUUUCUGAAUUGCUGGCUGGCAAAACGUGCCUUGGAAAACAUGGUUAAUGAUCUUCAUCGUGCUACUCACUGGACACAGUCAGCCAUGUCCAAUCAGGUCCUCAUCCUCAUCUCCACCAUUGUCUGCUUCAUUUUCACUUUCAUUUGGGGAGUUGAGCAUUUGCAGCGUGCUGGAGGCAAACUCUCAGUUUUUGACUCAUUCUACUUCUGCAUCGUGACCUUCUCUACAGUGGGGUUUGGAGAUGUUGUUCCUGAUAUCUGGCCCUCCAAGUUGCUGGUGGUUAUUAUGAUAAUUGUCGCGUUAAUGGUCCUGCCUAUACAGAUUGAGGAUCUAGCCUACUUGUGGAUGGAGCGGCAGAAAUCAGGAGGAGAUUACAGCAGGCAGAGAGCAGAAACCGAGAGACACGUGGUGCUGUGCGUCAGUUCAAUCAAAAUCGACCUGCUGAUGGAUUUCCUAAAUGAAUUUUAUGCCCACCCCAGACUUCAGGAGUAUUAUGUCAUCAUCCUUUGCCCAACAGAGCUGGAUGCGUCAGUGAGACGGGUACUGCGGAUCCCAAUGUGGUCACAUAGAGUCAUAUAUCUGCAGGGCUCUGCUCUCAAAGACCAAGAUUUGGUCAGAGCAAAGCUGGAUAAUGCUGAGGCUUGUUUCAUUCUGACCUGUCGCAGUAAGGCUGAUCGCAAUGCAGCAGAUUACCAGACCAUCCUGAGGGCUUGGGCAGUAAAGGACUUUGCUCCAAGCUGUACUCUUUUUGUUCAGAUUCUCAAACCAGAAAACAAAUUUCAUGUGAAAUUUGCAGAUCACAUUGUUUGUGAGGAAGAGUUUAAAUAUGCCAUGCUGGCCCUGAACUGCAUCUGUCCUGCCACGUCCACCUUCAUCACCCUGCUGGUGCACACCUCACAAGGCCUAGAAGGUCAACACUCUCCUCAGGACUGGCACAGAGUUUAUGGAAAAUGCUCAGGAAAUGAAGUGUACAGCAUUGUUCUGAAAGAAAGCGUCUUCUUUUCGGAGUAUGAGGGAAAGAGCUUCCCUUAUGCCUCCUUAAAUGCAUAUAAUACGUAUGGCAUCUGUCUUAUUGGAGUGUGCCCUGAGGACACUACGAGUAUCCUGCUGAACCCUGGUCCGCAGCACACCAUGAAACCCUUGGACGUGUGCUUCUAUAUCAGUCUCACCAAAGAGGAGGAAUCCUGCUUCAAGACCCAGGCAUCGUGUGAAAACAGCCCCAAGACUCAACCCCCAACAAGCAGUGCCAUUACUAGCAUGGGUACCAUGGCUAUAGAUGUGCAGGAAAUAAGCAUUCCAUCCAGUUUAGGUCCAUCUCUUUCAACUGAAACAAAUAUAUCUGAGACCAGAAGAACAAACAUGGCUCCUGUUUUAGAAGUGCCUGAUUCACCUUCCUUUCAGACUGGCAAUAAUCUACUCAGCGAUCAGUCAAAGAGUCCAUGUCAGCCCUUCAGUGGAGAUGAAUGUAGCGAUGGUUACAUUAAGGGAUAUCCCCCAAAUUUACCCUACAUCGGAAGCUCGCUGAUACUUUGCCAUUUACGGAAAGAGAAAACGCCCAAAUGUUGUAUGCGGCUGGAAAAGUUUUUGUCUAAGACCUGCAACCACAAAGACAAUGAUGAUGUCAGAGCGUACGGUUUGAAGGAUAAGCUCAUCAUUGUGGCGGCUGAGACAGCAGGAGAUAGUCUGUACAACUUCAUCCUCCCGUUACGAGCCUCAUACAGACCACAGACUGAACUGUGGCCCAUCGUGCUGCUCUUGGAAAAAGAGCCAGAUGAAGAUCUUCUUGAGACUGUCUGUUGGUUCCCAAUGAUCUAUUACUUGCUUGGGUCAAUCGACAGCCUGGAUGACCUGUUGCGUUGUGGUGUCUCAUUUGCUGCCAAUAUGGUGGUUGUUGACAGGGAGAGCACCAUGAGCGCUAAGGAAGACUAUAUGGCUGAUGCAAAAACCAUUGUUAAUGUCCAGACCCUGUUCAGGCUGUUCUCUGGUCUCAACAUCAUCACAGAGUUAACUCAUCCCGCUAACAUGAGAUUCAUGCAGUUCUGCGCAAAGGACUGUCACUCACUGGAAUUCUCCAAACUGGAGAAGAAAGAAAAAGAGAAAGGCUCAAACUUAUCCUUCAUAUUUCGCCUGCCUUUUGCAGCUGGUAAGGUGUUCAGCAUUAGCAUGCUGGACACACUCCUCUACCAGAGUUUUGUUAAGGAUUAUAUAAUAACCAUCACCAGACUACUGCUGGGACUGGAAACUACACCAAAAUCUGGUUUCCUGUGCGCUUUGAGUAUCAAAGAGGAGGACUUGUGCAUCCAGACGUACGGCACACUGUACCAAGUGCUGUCCUCCACUGUAGGAGACAUUCCCAUCGGCAUCUACAGGACAGAGUCUCAGAAAGUUCAACCUCCCGAGUCUCCUCAAUCCCAAACGUCAGACAAAAUGUCAGUCUUUGAAGAGGAGGAGCAACCUCAGGAUCUUCAGCGUGAAUUCCCAGACAGCAAUGCACACACUCAAUCUCUGCGCCGAAAGAGCCUGCAGUGGGCUUCGAAUCUUCUGGGGCCGUGGCACGCGGAGCGUGAUGCAGACAGAUCGAGCCAGCAGCGGGACGUCCUGCCCUCAUGCUCGGAGAGACAGGAGCUUACUGAGCUGGUCAAGCAGCGCAUGAAAAACCUGGGGCUCUCCACGAGGGGAUUCGGUGAGACACCAGACACCAACUUUGAUGAGCUGAAUAUUAACCAGAGUAGCAACUCUUAUGCCUUAAUCAACCCGUCACCAGAUACACAGCUGGAGCUAAAUGACAUUGUGUACAUAAUCCGUAAAGAUCCCAUCUCACUAGAGCUCAACGGUGCUGCCAACCGUAAAAACAGCAUGAGGAGCGGUGGAGGAGGAGACUACAAAUCAUACUGGUGUCAGCAGAAGGUGAAGCAGAUGGAAAUGCAAAGUGCUUUCAGGGGGGCUGAGAGGAACGGGGGUCUAGUAGUCCAUCUUGACAGGCCUCUGGAGGGAGGGAAGAUGAGCUGA